Molecule: messenger RNA, 2826 nt
Organism: Trichomycterus rosablanca
Lineage: Eukaryota; Metazoa; Chordata; Actinopteri; Siluriformes; Trichomycteridae
Product: A disintegrin and metalloproteinase with thrombospondin motifs 8
Exons: 9
Coding region: 1-2826 (941 amino acids)
Biological process (GO): extracellular matrix organization; proteolysis
Molecular function (GO): metalloendopeptidase activity; zinc ion binding
Source: RefSeq, a predicted model, not a curated record
AUGAGCUCCUUGUAUUUUAUUGUAGUUUUAGCGUUUUGUUUCUUCACUGUAAGUGUUUCUGAGUGGUUCGAAGCUGAAGAAAUAGUGCCUAUUUGUUUAACCGGACGCUCAGGAGGACGAGUAUCCAAGAGGAGCGAAGAUCCUCCCAGUUUCCGUCUGACUGCUUUUGGAAGGAAUUUCACCCUGAAUUUAAAUCCAGACACCAGAUUUCUGUCCCCAACACUGAAAGUUUAUCAUAUCAGGGCGCAGGACGCAUCGGACGCUUUACAUCCGCGGAGCUCAUCGCAGAGACAGGUGUCAGUCCGCGACCCGACAGAUGGACACAGGUCUGUCAUUAAAAGUACAGAAGAUGAAGAUCUGCGAGGCUGUUUCUAUACAGGAACUGUAGACUUUCAGGAGGACUCGGUGGUCUCGGUUAGUCUCUGUCACGGUAUUCUGGGAUCGUUCAUUUUAGACGGACGCGAGUACCGCAUCGAGCCACAGCGCUCCGGCACUGGAACGAACCACAGCGCCACUGACCGGCCGCACAUCAUCAAGAGAACAUUCAGACAUGUACCCAGUACAGACGGGAUACUCGGUCCAGUGGAUGAUGCGAGUGUUCAUGAGGGUGAAAACAGUCCUAUUAAUAAAGAAUCCUUCAGACACCGGCGAUUUGUAUCCGCACCGAGAUUUAUUGAGACUCUGGUAGUGGCUGAUUUCUCAAUGUGGAGCUUCUACAGAGACCAGACAAAGCAUUACGUCUUGACUUUGGUGUCAGUGGCUGCACAGAUUUACAAGCAUCCCAGCAUUAAGAAUUCACUCAGCAUGGUGGUCGUGAAGAUGCUGAUUUUGGAGGAUGAGGAGGUCGGGCCAACUGUUUCCAGUAACGGGGGCUUGGCUCUGCGUAACUUCUGCUCCUGGCAGCAGCAGUUCAACCCAGCGAGCCAGAGACAUCCAGAGCAUUACGACACUGCCUUGCUAUUUACUCGAGAGGACAUUUGCGGGCAGCAGAGCUGUGACACGCUGGGCGUCGCUGAUGUGGGGACCAUGUGUGAUCCUAAAAGGAGUUGCUCUGUCAUUGAAGACAAUGGACUUCAGGCAGCCUUGACAACAGCUCAUGAAUUAGGCCAUGUAAUGAGUAUGCCUCAUGAUGACUCCAAGAACUGCGAGAGUCACUCUGGACAUCUAACCAAGCACCACGUUAUGGCUUCUGUAUACACUGGUUUUAAUAAGACGUCUCCCUGGUCCCCCUGCAGCGCUUUCUACAUCACUGAGUUUUUUGACAAUGGCCAUGGGGACUGCCUGCUGGAUGCUUCUGAAAAGACGUUGCCCUUGCCCACCGAGCUGCCUGGUGUGACUUACAGCCUGGACCAGCAAUGCCAGCAGGUCUUUGGAGAGAAUUUCACUUACUGCAAAAAUGCCUCAGCUGAUGAGGUGUGCAGCCAACUGUGGUGUGAACAGAAGGGCCAGUCUCUGUGCACCACCACCAAUGGAAGUUUACCUUGGGCAGACGGCACAGAGUGCUCUUCUCAGAGGAAGUGCUUGAAUGGUGUUUGUACUGCGUCUGAGGAGGUCAUGAAACCAAAGGUGGUGGUGGACGGUGGCUGGGGAGAGUGGGGUCAGUGGAACCAGUGCUCCCGUUCCUGUGGUGGAGGCGUGAUGUUUUCUUAUAGAGAGUGCAAUCAGCCAGCUCCUCAGAAUGGAGGAAAGUAUUGUGUGGGACAGCGAGUGCAGUACCGCUCCUGCAAUACACAGGCAUGUGAAAACAACCAUGGAAAAAGCUUCAGAGAAGAACAAUGUGAGAAGUAUACCAAUCCUAAUCACUUGGAUAUCUAUGGAAAAGUCAAGCAGUGGAUACCAAAAUAUGCUGGUGUGUCACCACGAGACCGAUGCAAACUUAUCUGUAGAGCAAGAGGAAGCAGUGAAUUCAGAGUGUUUGAGGUCAAGGUAAUUGAUGGGACAGCUUGCAGUCCAGAUUCCACUUCAAUCUGCAUCCAAGGUCAGUGCAUCAAGGCUGGCUGUGAUCUUGAGAUCGGCUCAAAUAAGAAGCUCGACAAGUGCGGAGUGUGCGGUGGGAAUGGCCUAAGUUGCCGGAAGAUCUCGGGCUCAUACAAUAAAAUCAUCCAAGGAUACAGUGAUAUCGUGACAAUCCCUAAAGGUGCCACCAAUAUUGACAUCAAGCAGCGGAGCCAAAGAGUCAGAAAGCAUGAUGGAAACUACCUGGCCAUCAAAAGAGAAAAUGGCGAGUAUUUACUGAAUGGCAACUUCUCAGUGUUCACUGUCGAACAGGACAUUCCAACUGACGGGGCUGUGCUUAAGUACAGUGGCUCGGCCAGCUCCUUAGAGAGGAUCCAGAGUUUCCGCCAACUCCAGGAAGUCAUCAUCAUUCAACUGCUUUCUACAGCUGGAGAGGCAAGCCCACCCAAAAUCAAAUACACAUUCUUUAUCCCAAACAAUGUCUCUUUUAGUAAAAACAAAGGCAAGAAGACAUCUGUUCAUCCUUUUGGAGUUCCACACUGGGUGCCGGGAGAAUGGUCAGAGUGUUCGAAAAGCUGUGGAUCAGGAUGGUCUAGAAGGACGGUGGAGUGUAAGGAUGAUGCUGGCUUCUAUUCAAACUACUGUGACCAAAAACUUAAACUCAGAGACAUCAGGCCCUGCGCAGACCUGCCAUGCCCUAUGUGGCAAAUAGGGCCUUGGUCUUCAUGUUCCAGAAUGUGUGACCACGGAGAACGGCAUCGCAGUGUGGACUGCAUUGACUACACUGGGAAGGCUGUUGAAAAAGAAAAAUGUGAUCGUUUAAAGCAACCCAAGCUAGUGUUUGAAGAGUGUGUGUACCAGGAGUGCUGA